AUGGGCGGACUUAAGGAAGACAUAGCAUUUGACCCGCCUUGCCAUCCACGAGCUUGUGCCAUACAAGCAUGCCUCACGAAGAACUCGUACCAGGAAGAGAAAUGUCAAUCCCAGAUCAAUGCUCUUUAUGAAUGCUGCAAUGCCUUCUACCAGGCACGAGGAGAGGACGCAAAGACCCCAAGCUGUCCUAAGCCCAAUUUGCUGCGUCUGAAGAUGAAGCAACGCGGCAUGGAGCCUUAG
Aspergillus tubingensis is the source of this 240-nucleotide messenger RNA. Its product is annotated as DUF1903-domain-containing protein. The coding region runs from base 1 to 240 and encodes 79 amino acids. The record is from RefSeq and is a predicted model, not a curated record. NCBI's taxonomy places the organism in Eukaryota, Fungi, Ascomycota, Eurotiomycetes, Eurotiales, Aspergillaceae. Gene Ontology annotation, cellular component: mitochondrial intermembrane space. The transcript is spliced from 4 exons.